UCUGUGACAGUUCAACUAUUUUAUUGUUUACUUUUUAUUUAUACAGAUUUCAUAAAAAAUAUCCACAGAAUUUCAUGAGGCAUUGAAUUAUUUUGUUUCUUUUUUAUUUCAAUUUUAAUUUAAAAUAAAAAUGGAUCGCAAUAAGCCAUCCUCCUCUUCACAAAGGGCACCAAAGAAAGUAUCAUCACAUGCGGGCAGUGAAUUUUUCGCUUUAGGUUCCAAGGGCUACAGAGAUGAUUCCAAAGCAAAAAUUGUGCCCAUUAGCAAGACGUCUAGUGGUUCGUCAGUAGAUCGAAAAAGAGAAACUUCGGGGGCCAGCACAUCAAUGAUGGCGGCUAAGAAGGCAAAGUUGUCGACUACUAGCAGAAUACCUGGUGAAGCUGCCAACUCAGCACCUUCCAGUGAACUAUGGGAACAGAUGGCUACCGAUUGCGACUCGCUUGAUAUUGUAGAAACAGUAACGGCGGCGGCUGAACAACACGAUACCGAGACUUUAGUGAGAGUCAUUUGUGGUUGCAUUAAAAAUCUUAUAUCCUCAUAUGCCAAAUCCAAGCCAGAUACGGUGGCCAUGUUGGGUAUUUUAUAUUUGGCCAAAUUACAUCCAGAUUAUUUUUCCAAUGAUAUUAUUACAUCUGGCUUGUUACAUAUCCUGCGUCGAGACUUUAAUGCUAAAAUGAGACAGACACCUUACUCACACAUUUUGGCUUGUAACCUUUUGGCCCGUGCCUACAGCGAUAAGCAGCAAUGGCCAGAAAUUUUCAUGCGAAUCUACAUAGAAGAUGCAAUUAACGAUCGUUUUUGGUCUGACAAUAGUUUGUGUGCACCGUUUAUAGAAAAUAUAGCAGCUGCUUUUAAAACACGAACACCACAACUGAAUUAUUUACAGCACGAAUCUGGGGCAGGGCCAUCAAGUGGUGCCGGUACUCCAACAACCACCACUCCCACCCAAUCCACACAACAACCCGCAGUGCCCAUAAACAUUGAUGAUGACUCGUGCGAUAACUCGGAGGCCAGCGGUUCAGCGAAACCCUGUGAUUUUAAACAGGGCUGUGAGUCGUAUUGUGAGGUAAAAGAUCGUUACAUGGACUCCGAGCGUAUCGUGGAGAAAUAUGUAACAGAUGCUAUUAAAGAACAGCUCAAUAAACGUCAACAACAGGAAUGCUACACCCGUAACUUUUUAAAAUUCCUCUGCAAAACGUCAGGCCUGGUAGAAGUGCGUCAUAUGUGCAUAUCACGUUUGGAACUAUGGAUACAUAAUGGCAAAUUGGUAAAAUUUGCCCAGGAACUAUUAUCGUAUGUAUGCUUCAAUGUGAGAGCGAAAUAUGUUAAAGACCAUGAAGUUUUGGCGAUAUUGGUGAAAAUGAGACUGAAAGCUAAGCCACUUAUAAAUUUCUAUAUGUCGUGCAUUAAGGAGAUGAUACGUUUAGAGCCGGGAAUUCUAAAUGUGAUUUUAAAAUUGGUGGUACAAAAUGAAUUAUCGAAUACGAGAAAUCCAAAUAAUAUGGGAAUGUUGGCUACCAUGUUUCAGGCGGCACCCGAUGAUUCAGCUAAACAUUUGGCGGAAAUAUAUAAAGAGUUUCUCUUGCAACGUGAUGACUGCUUACGCACGCUACGAGUCUUUCUGCGAGAAUUAGUGCGCAUGCUACGCAACGACAUCAACUUGGUGGUGUUUUGUAAAGUUUUUCUUAAUGGUCGUCCCGAACUGAACAAACAAAUAGAAAGUUCCGAAUUUCGAGAUCGUAUAUUUCAUUCCAUGGUUGAUAUAACAUGUUUAAGCAUGUUGCUGUCCGUAUCGCCACAAGUGAGAGAGGCCAGCAUAUCGUUGAGAGUAACGAAAGACAAUACAGCCAACAAUGCUGUUCUCUUAAAAUUCUAUAACCAAAUGUGUCAAAUACAAUUGGAUUGUGUCUCAUGGAUGUAUGAAAUUGUACCCACUCUAUUUAAACUGCAGGCAGGGGAGUUUUUCCAAGGUUUACACAAGAUACUGCUAUUGGAAAAUGCUGAACAGUAUUCACGUUAUGAUCAGUGGCCCUCCGAGCCGGAAAGAACUACGUUGUUACGUUUAGUAUCGGAAACUCCCAUACACGAGGACACCCUAUUGCGCAUUAUCCUAAUAGGAAUAACGAAGGAAAUCCCCUUCACCAUACCCGAUACCUUCGAUAUUAUUAUAUCGUUAAUUAAAAGGGCCUCAACUAUGCGCAUUACCAACUGUCCAGUAGUUCAGGCGAAUAAGUUUGAUAUUAUAGAUUUUCUCUUUAGCAUGGCCGAAUAUCAUCAUCCGGAAAAUAUUAAUUUACCCGUUGACUACGAACCACCGAAAUUGGCAAUUACGGUAUUGUAUUGGAAGGCUUGGUUGAUAAUGUUAAUGAUUUCAGCUCACAAUCCAUCGACCUUUGGGGCAUUCUGUUGGAAUCAUUAUCCCACCAUGAAAAUGCUAAUGGAAAUGUGCAUAACAAAUCAAUUUAAUGAGACCGCUAUGAGUAAAGAGGAAUUGCAGAUUGUACCCUUAGAACGUGAUCAUAUUGUUGAAUUUGAAUCGUAUUUAGCCGCUCAAACUUCUCAAGCUGUAAUUACGGAAGAAAAUGCCAUUCUAACUUCACAGCUAAUGCUAAUGGAUCCCAUGGGUGUGGCCAGGCGAGUACCGAGUGGGGUUCUAGAGCAGCUGCGCACUUUAAACAAAUCUUUGAAAAUUGGUCAUUUACUGUGUCGUAGCCGUAAACCAGAUUUAUUGUUGGACAUUAUCCAAAGGCAAGGCACCACACAAUCUAUGCCAUGGCUUUCGGAUCUGGUGCAAAACAGUGACGGUGAUUUUAAUCAUUUGCCUGUACAGUGUCUCUGUGAGUUUUUGCUCUUCAAUGCCAACAUUAUCAACGAGGAAAAUAGUCGUGAUGCUGAGUUGGUUAACUUUUUGCGCAACGUUAUAAUGGAUCCUACAUAUAGUAAGCAGACUGUAUGCGAGAUAUUGGACUAUAUAUUUAGACGUUUGUGUUCAACUGUUAAACAGACUCGUUUAUCUGCUUUAAGGGGUCUUAAAAUCAUUUUCAAAUGUUCUGAACUAAGUCCCAAUGAGUGGCUCUUAAGUGCCAUUCCCCAGAUACCGCAUUUUAAUGAUGUGCGUAUUUUCAUUAUACCCCAACUGAGAUCGGCUUGUCAAGUGGAGAACUCGCCGGAUUUGGUAAUGGCUUAUAUACAAUUUAUAGCGGCAAACACAUUAGAUGAUUCGGUAACUGAUAUGUUGGAUCAUGUUAUAGAUAUGGCUCAAUUGAUUGUUGAACGCAGCACUAUGUUUCAACAUAUUAUUCCCUUGCCAGAGGGUUCAGUGACAACCAUGGCAAAUGAUGAGCUGGCCAAGUUGGAUGAAGAGAAUCGUUUGCAAACUUUAAAGUGUUUAUUUGUCAUGUUCAACAAUUACAUUAUAAAACUGGGCGAUCAUCAUGAGACUUAUCAAUGGACUGAGUAUCCAGAUUUGUUGAUGGUGCAAUUUAAUGAUGGCAUCCAGUUGCCAUUGCAUCUAAAUAUAAUUCAUGCUUUUAUUAUACUGCUCACGCAUUCAAGCAAUCAAAUGCCUGAAUCCAUACCAAUUUUGGAUUAUUGGUUUCCAUUGGGUGGUAAUGUGCCCAUAGCCUAUAUACCCAAUAUGCCACAUGAACCUGUACAAUUGCUGCCGGACUGGCUGAAAUUGAAAAUGAUACGUUCUUCGGUGGAUAGGCUAAUCGAGGCGGCCAUAAGAGAAUUGACUCCUGAUCAAAUAGUGUUGUUUGUGCAAAACUUUGGCACACCCAUCAAUUCCAUGUCCAAGUUGUUGGCUUUAUUGGAUCAUGCUGUUAUCGAACAAUUCGAUACGGUUAAAAAUGCCAUUUUGAAUAAGGCCUACUUGGCCCAGUUGAUAGAAAUCCAACAAAUAAGAGGAGCCAAAAAUGGCCACUUUACUGUUCAGGCCUUGGGUUUGUAUUCGCAUUCUCAGACAGUAGCUGAUAAUCCUAAGAUAAGGAAUGAUAUUUUAGAAUGCAUACAACUGGAAGAGUUAACACCUUGUCCUCUAAGUCAAACCAAAUCCCUAGCCUCUGCUACAAACGCUAAAGAAGCGGAAGAUUUGAUUUACAAAGUUUUAAAAUGUCCCAAUAGCAAUCAGUUUAAUGAACAGGAUUUUAGAAUUUUACUUCAUCAACUUUUAAAUAAGGAAGCCUCUCACUUGCACCAUUGUUUUCUGAAAACUUUAAAUCAUGGCAAUAUGGAAAACUUGCUGAUAAAUGUACUGGAGCCAAAGCAGAUUGUUUUAUUAACCAGAUCCAUAAUGAAACUAAAUCCCCAGGCCAUUAAUGAAAAUUCAAAAUUCUUUAAAUAUUGUCUGCUUAAUAAACACAAAGACAGUGGUAGUGCCAAGCCAAUAUUGUAUACUAAUUGUUUGCAGAAUUUGUCUGCUAGUGGUCAACAGCAAUUGGCCAAACCCAGGCUACAAAAUAAGCCUUCCCGUCUUACAUUGCAGCAAAUGUUAAUGCAGUUCAGAAAUCGCAUGAAGUCCUCUUUAAUCAACACACACACUUUAUACAGUGACGGCAUGUUGGUGGACUUGUUGUCAGACAACGAUCCUGAAUUGUGUUGUGUCUACAACAAACAAGAUUUACCAUUUUUAUUCUCAAAAUCUUCGGGAGAUUUUCGUUUUUAUUUGUUAUCGUGGAUUUGUCAUGAAACCAACUGGGAUACUAUUAUAUCUACGCUAGAGUAUUUAUUGCAGUGCAAAGAUCAAGAUCUGGACUAUUCCGCCGUUUUAAAUUUUGUCCAGGCUCUCAUUAAUAAUCCGAAAUUGUGGCAGGGUCGCGAUCGUUGUGUUUUGAAAGCAGAUCCCACGGAAAACUUGUUUUCACUCACCGACAAAGAAUUGAAAAUUUUUACAGAGUUCAUCUUAAGAGAAGGAGAAUCCGAACUGAAGACAUCAGCCUCACAAUAUGCGUUCGUGUUGUGCUGCCGGAUUAAUCUUUUGUUCCGUGUGUGCAGAAAGAAUACCAACAAUUUGAUCAAGUUUAUUGAGUAUGUAUUUGAAUGUGAUUGUUCGCAAAAGUUGCGUUUAAAGGUUUUAAGGCAAAUGUAUUUAAUGUAUCCCUCCAUAAAGUUCAUACGCAGCCAUCAAUUGGAAUCAUAUACAGAUAAAUUACAAAAUCUAAAUGGCUGCCAAGCCGAUAAAGUUUCCAACAAUUUAAUCACUUGUUUGGGUAAUUUAUUCACCAAAAAAGAUUUUGAAACUUUUUCGAGCGAUACUGAACUUUUGAUACGUAAAAUGGCCGCCUCCCAUCCAGCUCUAUUUCUUAGACAAAUGGGGGUUUUAUCUUCCCUAAUACAGGGACGUGGUCAAUUAAGUUUGCGCGUCAUAAGAGAUGAGUACCACAUGCAUCGUUUUAUACAGAUAUUAAGAACUUUGGAGUUAUUGCAACCGCUUUGUUUCGAUGAUAUUUAUAAAGAAGAAUUCCAAUCGGCUUUGGAAUGCUAUUUUACAUUUUUCAAACAAUACAGUAAUGUCAAGGAAUCAUAUCACAUUUUAAUCAAACUCAUCGAAUUACUGCAAGCCUACAUUAACUCAAAUCCUUCGACGGCCCUGGUAUUUAUAGAGCAAUAUGUGGAGGUGCUCAUGGAUCUGGCGAAUCGUUAUAGUUCCUUGCAAUCGUUACAUCAAUUAGUACAAGGCAUAACAUUGCUGCAGCAGAAGUCCUCAAGUUCCUCGUUGAAUAAUGUGGAAAUGAAACAAGAUUUUGACUUUGAAGACACCUCCUCCACCUCUCAAGAGAAUCGUAAUGCCCAACUGCAAACACCCAUGGAGACGGACUCUUCGGACUCCAUGUCCAGCUAUCAACUAUCCAAUUUGGACAUUAACAGUCGUGGUGCGGUUACAUUCGCCAUAUCAGGCACCUUGAAUAAAUCAUCGUCCAUAUCACCCCACUUUGCAAAUCUCAUUAAGAUUGUUAAACAUUCUAGUGCGGAAGACACUAUAUUGGGACCCCUGCAGGAAAUUGAAAGUUUUACUUCGAAACGUUUUAAUUUUCUAAGUGAACUAUUUGAUCGUCUCUUAGAGUUGAUAUUUUCGCCAAGUGCUCAAAUCAGAUCGAACGCUUUUAUUUUGCUAAUACGUCAUCUGAAACAUAAUCCCGGCAGAUCGGAUGUUAAUCGUUGUGCUCUCAACGCCUACAUACAAUGUCUCAGAGAUGACAAUCCUUCGGUGGCGGCCACAGCUAUUGAUAAUUUGUCUGAGAUGACUUUGUUGCUGCAGGAGCAUGCGAUCGAGAUAUUGGCCGUAUCUUUUGCAUUGGGUAUUAAAUCACGUUUAAAUACAAAUUCACAAAUAAAGCGAGUACUACAGACGAUAAUGCUGCAGCAUGGCUAUUAGGACCAUGAUGAGAUGUAAGCAGAAUAAGUGAAUUUUAUCUACUAAAUGUAAUGAAUACGUUUUAUUUUUAUUGUAUUGUAUUAUUGUAUAAGCUUAACAAGCAUUAAAGUAUAAUUAUUUUAUAGAGAUAUAAAUAAAAAUUGAUUUCAAAAAAUGCGUGUGAUGUUUUGUGUCAAAACGUGGUCAGAUCGAGCUUUAAAUUGGUGGGGAAGUCUUUCAAUUUAACAAGACAUUGAGGCUA
Lucilia sericata (common green bottle fly) is the source of this 6617-nucleotide messenger RNA. RefSeq names its product integrator complex subunit 1 (gene IntS1). The record is from RefSeq and is a predicted model, not a curated record. Gene Ontology annotation, biological process: U2 snRNA 3'-end processing. NCBI's taxonomy places the organism in Eukaryota, Metazoa, Arthropoda, Insecta, Diptera, Calliphoridae. The transcript has 3 exons. Gene Ontology annotation, cellular component: integrator complex. Bases 131 to 6376 code for a protein of 2081 amino acids.